Molecule: messenger RNA, 5646 nt
Organism: Cebus imitator (Panamanian white-faced capuchin)
Lineage: Eukaryota; Metazoa; Chordata; Mammalia; Primates; Cebidae
Gene: EID3
Product: EP300 interacting inhibitor of differentiation 3
Exons: 1
Coding region: 4256-5377 (373 amino acids)
Biological process (GO): DNA repair
Cellular component (GO): nucleus; Smc5-Smc6 complex
Source: RefSeq, a predicted model, not a curated record
CCACAGCACUCCAGCCUGGACGACAGAGUGAGACUCAGUCUCAAAAAAAAAAAAAGUUUUCUGUUCCUAAAGCAGCAUUCAGAAGUGAAACUACUGGUUUGUAUACAGUUUUUCCAUUUGCUAUCUUUGGGAUUAUUUGAUAUAUUAAGUACCUACUCAGUAGUUGAAAACACUGUCAGAUACAUUAUUUUCAUUUACUAUAGUAAUUAUAUGGUUUAAAUACAGUUGUCCAUUGGUAUCCUUAGGGGUUGGUUCCAGGACCUUUGCGAAUACCCAAGUUCAUAUAUACUCAAGUCCCAAAAUCUACCCUGUGGAACCAGCAUAUAUGGGAAGUUAGCUCUCCAUAUUCACAGGUUUCACGUCUCACAAAUACAGUAUUUAUUUUUGUAUUUCUCACAAGCUUUUUUCUCUUUAAGGAGCAGGCAAAGUUGGGUAAAUGCUAUAUUUUUUAUUGCUUUUGGUAUAAGCGGAUCUGCGCAGUUCAAAGCUGUUUUGUUCAAGGGUCAACAGUAGUAGUGUUCCUGUCUUACAAAUGAAGAUGCUGGAGGCUGAGAGGUUAAGCAAGCUGGCUAAGAUAAUACUAAGAGCUAAUAAGCCAAGAUUGUAAUCGAGAUUGUCUCUUCCCACAAUCUGUGGUCUUUUCAGAAACGAAUUUUCAUUUUAAAAAACAUACAGAUAUCUUUUUUCUCUUCUUUUUUUUUUUCAACAGACACCUGUCUUUAGCAAAGUUUAUACCUUUUAAUAAUAAAAAAAACAAGAAAAGCAAAGUAUAUACCUACAAACAUAACCUUAAAGAAAAUUAAGAUGAAAGCGAAACUACCUAACAUCCUGCUACUCUGGCAAAUCAAACUAGGACUUUUACCACAUUUCUUCACAACUCAGUGUUAAAACAGAUGCUCUGGUGGUGUGAAGGGAAAAAAGCUGCUAUGAAAAAAGGAACAGAAAAGUUUAGGGAGGUAGCUGAUAGGAUAAGUAUAUAUGUUAGAGUGUGGGACUCAAACUUGACUGAUUCCUGGGUUUGGCUCUAAAGUCUCUUAAAAAUCCGUUUGUUAUAGGUAAGUCUUACAGCAAAACCUCACUGGAAAAAAAUAGUGGACUCCAUGUGACAUCUUCCUUUAUUUGGUUACAGGGAGACAUGUGACUUUUGUCAUCCGAUGUAUCACGUUUGUGUUGAGCAGUAUGGGUUGUGGGAAAGAGCUUAGGAAUGCUUGGAAUUAACUUAAACUAGAAAAGGGACUGAAAAAUAACAUAGGAGAAAAGACUGAAGAAAAGAGAAAAGGAAAUGGAGGGUUGUAAUGAACCCUGGGUAGUUGAGCAAAGAAAGAGGAAAAAGGGGGAAGAGGGGAGCUAAAUGAUCUCUGAGGCAACUCAGUCUCAUGGUUGCCUGAACUAGUCUAUACUGUGGGAAGAAGUAGACUACUGAUUUCUUUGAAGUACCAGUGUACUUCUUGCUUUCUAUUCCUAGUCAUAGACAAAUUUACCAGUAACUUGAAACUAUGUAGUGCAGUUUCUUCUUUUUAAGCUGCAUUUAAAUAAUUAUUAGUAGCACUUGGACCUUUGGUUAGAGAAUCACUGUUUAAUUAUUUAAUUUAAAGAUUUCACCAGCACGGAAAACCCAUUCUUUAUAUGAUUGGGGAAAAUUAUUAGACUUGAGAUUGUUUUACUUUUUAGCACUGUCUAAAGGCAGAUUUUUAAAGGUGGCAUAUAAUGCAAGUCUGCCUUUCUUAGGAUGAUUGAAGUUACAUGUUAAUAAAGUUCUUGGGGAAUCUAGCAUACAAUGCAUUCAGCACUGUAAAUCACAACUUAAUAAUGCUUGCCUUGAUAUGCUCUGUUGCUCUGAGGAAGUUGUGUGCGCUGUUAUCUCCUGAGAAAUCCCUAUAAUGGUAUUAGUAAUACUUUAUAAGUAGGUUGGGAGAAUGUAGUUUUCUAAGGCAUUUUGAAAUUCUUAGAUGAAAGCCUCUUUAUGUGGCAAAUUGGUGCCAGCCUGUUUUCCUUCCUCUGAGCCAGGAGAAAAUAGGCAUCAUAGGGUGGGAAGGGUUGGCUUGUCUUUCAGAGUUCUUUUAUAAAUAGCUUCUGUUGAAUUUAAAGUGGAUGCCAGAAGCUCCCAAGAAUAUCGUUGAGUGUAAAAGCAGACUUUUUGGGAUUUGGGUCUUGGAAUGCCUUUUAUUUAUUUAUUUGAGACAGAGUCUCGCUCUUGUAGUCCAGGCUGGAGUGCAGUGGUGUGAUCUUGGCCCACUGCAAUCUCCGCCUCCUGGGUUCAAGCGAUUCUCCUGCUUCAGCCUCCUGAGUAAUUGGCAUUACUGGCGCCCCCACUACGCUAGGCUAAUUUUUGUACUUUUAGUAGAGACAGGGUUUCGCCAUGUUGCCUAGGCUGGUCUUGAACUCCUGAUCUCAAGUGAUCCUCCCGCCUCAGGUAAUCUGCCCGCCUCCUAAAGUGCUGGGAUUACAGGUGUGAGCCACGGAGCCCGGCUGGGUCUUGGAAUUCUUAACUGUAUUUUCAUCUAAGAUUUAAAACAGAUAUAAAAACUAGUUUGUAAUUCGCCAGACUUGGGAAAGAUAUGGUCCUUUAAUGAUCCUGGGUCUCAACUUACCUUUCUCUCAUUUUUCCUUUAUUUCAGAAGAGGGAUAAGAACUGACUUUUUCUGAAAAGCAGUCAACUUUUACUUUCACUGUAUAGGAUUACUUCCAUGAAUAUGUUAACUUAAUCUUUGCUGUCAAAUAACUUGCAGUAGAUGCUGGGACAAUUUUAAAUCUAUUUUAAUUUGCACAUUCAGUACAUCAGUCAUCCAUGUAAAAACAGCUAUGUUUGGAAGAUCUAAAACCCAGCUUUUGUUCUUGAGAAGCCAACAAUGUAUGUAAUAUAUAUGUACAACUAACCAUAAUGCAUCAUGUUUUUUGAAAAAUGCAUGUAUCUCCCAGAAUUACUCCCUAGUUAAAAAAAUAAUUGUGAGCAAAUGGUAAUAUAAGGAUUUUGGAGUAACAAUACCACUAGAUUUUGCUCUUUGUGCAUUUGCAAGAAAGUUUCUGCAAAUGCUUAAGAAGUCUAGAUGCAUAAAGGAAGGUAGGGCUAAGUUACUUCCUGGUGCUAUGAAACUGGCAAUUGGACAGGUGCAAUUGUGGGUGUCCUUUUUUUUUUUUAAGGUGUACUUAUUGCAGGCUUGAAAAGCUGUUGAUCCUCAUGGGUUGGUUGGGUGCAUGUUCUCUUUAAAAACAAGAUCUAUUGAUUCCCAUUGUUGAGUAUACUUUGCUGCUUGCUACUGGUGAGACUGAUAGGCGGAUAUCCAAAAAGUUUGGAUACCAAAUUAACUGCACUUGAGUUUCCAGUGACCCCAUUAAAUCCAAUGGGUAAAUUUUCCAACGCAGUGUAGUCACCCAAUUUACAGAUUAAGCCUUCAUAUCCUUAGAUUGUAUCUGAAAUCUUCAUAGCGUUGCUCACCUUUUAGGGUUCAGAGUUACUACCCAUUCAGAGUCUGUGGCCUUUAGCUGUUGGCAAGCUUCUAAGUGAACUGCUCUUUUGCAGAGAUCUGUACCCGCUCUAUUCUUCCACUCCUGGGUGGUGGAGAGCCAAAGUUCACUUGAGUAAUGCGCGUGCCCAGCAUCCACUAACCCUGCAGGGGUUAGCACGGGUACUGGCGGCUCCCCCCACCCCCAUGGGAUGCUGGGAUUUGGUUUUUAAGAGGACCUGUGAAAGGAAUUACCGAUCUAUAUUUGUAUGAGUCCAGACACCACCUUGCAAAAUAAUUGAGAGUUCAGCCUGUUUGCUGUGGAGUUUCUGCUUUUCACGGUCCUUGGCCUCACCGACGGUUUACAGUCCAGCCAGAUUUAGUUCACAAAAAAACAAAACCCUAGGUCGACCUCACUGCAGUGUGUGAUGGCAGCGAUGGUUUUAAAGCGCAGGACCUGUAGUCUGCUCAACAGUUUUGUCUAAAGUUGUCCAAAAGUGUCUCUUUAAAAGUGAGGUGAUCCAGUCGGUAAACGCUUUGAAAAAGAAUAGCUGUUCCCUGAGCGGACCUUAGUCGCGUGUGGGGUCGACGCCCAUUAUUGCGUGCGUUCGGAUCGAGGCGCGGGCCUGUGAGGGAGCGCCUCGGACCGGGCCGGGGCGGGGCGGGGCUGGGCUGUCCUCCCGGAGCGUGCUGGGGCGCGUCGCGCCGGCCUUGGCCGCUAGUGCGCCUGCGCGGGCGUCCUCGGCUCCAGCUGCCGCCAGUUUCCACACGAAUUUCCACACGCUGGGAAGUCCGUUACCUGAGAGAGAUCCAUGGCCAGCAUGUCGGAUGAAAAAGCUUCCCGGAAGGGAGACGAGGAGAAAGAAGAGGAGCAGCUCGCGAUCAUCCCCGGUAGCGAGUACGCGGCAAAGCAGGCGGCGGAGGAGGGAGCGCCCACGAAGUUGGAAGUGGCGGUGAGGGCGGCGGGCUACUCCGACGACCUCAGCUCCGGGGAAGCCGACAUUGACCCAAUGCUCUUGGAGCUCGCCGCUGACGAGGAGAAGUGCCGCAGCAUCCGCAGGCAGUACCGGCAGCUCAUGUACUGCGUGCGGCAUAACCGGGAGGACAUCGUGAACUCGGCGAGCGACUCCUUAACGGAGGCUCUGGAGGAAGCCAACGUCCUGUUUGAUGGCGUGAGCCGAACCAGAGAAGCAGCCCUCGAUGCCCAGUUUCUUGUGAUGGCUUCUGAUUUGGGUAAAGAAAAGGCAAAGCAGCUAAACUCGGACAUGAACUUCUUCAAUCAGGUAGCAUUUUGUGACUUCCUGUUUGUGUUCGUGGGUCUGAAUUGGAUGGAAGGUGAGCCUGACGACUUGAGUGGCUAUGACGACGAUAUAACCCUUUCCUUCUGGGAGGCCAUAGAAAAGGAAGCAGCAUCCUGGAUGGUACAAGCAGAAACAUUCCAUUUCGUUUUCGGUUCUUUCAAGCCACAACCUUCUGCACCAAAGCCCCGACUUGAACACCAGAGAAAAGUUCGCAGAAUGGAAGAAAAUGGGAAUAUGCCUACAAAGUUGAGGAAGUUAGACCUGAGUAGUUACCCAGAAGCGACCGAAGAAAACGUAGAAAGGAUUUUGGGAUUGUUGCAAACCUACUUUCGAAAGUAUCCUGAUACUCCUGUGUCCUAUUUUGAGUUUGUGAUUGAUCCAAACUCUUUUUCUCGUACUGUGGAGAAUAUAUUUUAUGUUUCUUUUAUUAUAAGAGAUGGUUUUGCAAGAAUAAGGCUUGAUGAAGACAGGCUGCCAAUAUUAGAACCGAUUAAUAUUAACCAAAUGAGUGAGGGAAAUGAUUCCAGUUGCCAUGGCAGGAAACAGGGAGUUAUAUCUUUGACUUUACAGGAUUGGAAGAAUAUUGUGGCAGCUUUUGAAAUUUCUGAGGCUAUGAUAAACUCCUCAUGCUAAAGAUUUCUUGGUAUAGGAUCCUUUUUGUGUUUUUUUUUUUUCCGAAGUUCUCUGAGAGAGUUAAAUCUAAACUGAAACACAUAUUGUAUCUCUUGUAAGCUGAAAACAUAUAUUUGAAAACAUUGUUUUACUGUGCAGCAUAGUUUUCUUAAUAAUUUGUAAGGCCACGAUGUUCUGUUAUUUAAAAAAAAAUUUCGCUGGCAUAUUAAUGAGAAUGUUUUAUUGAAUGCCCUUUAAGACUAUUUUAAUAAAAAGUUUUGGAUACCAAA